Messenger RNA from Antechinus flavipes (yellow-footed antechinus), 4521 nucleotides. RefSeq names its product DNA cross-link repair 1A (gene DCLRE1A). The transcript is spliced from 10 exons. Gene Ontology annotation, biological process: interstrand cross-link repair; double-strand break repair via nonhomologous end joining; protection from non-homologous end joining at telomere. NCBI's taxonomy places the organism in Eukaryota, Metazoa, Chordata, Mammalia, Dasyuromorphia, Dasyuridae. The coding region runs from base 821 to 3931 and encodes 1036 amino acids. Gene Ontology annotation, molecular function: 5'-3' DNA exonuclease activity; damaged DNA binding. The record is from RefSeq and is a predicted model, not a curated record.
UAAAUAGAAUGGAAGAGGCCGCGUUCUGAAUUAGAGGUGGGGGGGAAAUCGCAAAAGCGGAAGGGAAGAAUUGUCUUUUCCUCCCCGCGGUGUGGAAAGUACUGGAGCGAACGAAAGUGGAAGAUGCUGGAUUGUUCCCGGAAGCCGUAUCCAUUUGGUGCCUGCUGCUUUGAAUGAUAGUAAUGCGAUUUCGUGCUGCUACAAGGAAUCCUCUUCUUUACUCACAUCCUAACACGAAGAUAUGGUCGUUUCCUUUUUGGAACAGCUCUUGCACCAGUUAACUAGGAAAAGAAAAAUAACCUAAGUUUUGUGUUGAGUAAUUCAGACCUAUAUUCACUUGGGACAGAGUUGACAUCCCUUUUACAACACUAUUUGUAUGUUGAAAUAUUGAAUUUUGGCAUAAUUUAAUGCCUAGGAAUUCUGAAAUAUUAUUAAGUGCUUGAAUUUGGAAAUAGUUCUAAUUUAUUACAUUUACAACAACCCUGGUUAACUAUCAGAAUGAACCAGCCACCACAAAUAAUUAGUCAUUAUAUAUGCGAAACCUUUAAAAUUUUAUUGUAGCAUAAAUAUUCCUGCAGUUUUUUCUUUUGUUUUGUUUUUUUUGAAGCAGAAAACUACUGCAGUUUUUCUUUGAAGCCUGAAGCUCAGCAAAUUUAACACACUGUAAUCAUUUUUAAAACUUGAAGCUUUUGAAUUUAAUUUUUGUCCUUUUUUUAAAAAAAAAAAAGACAAAAAUUGAAAAUAUAGUAAUUUUGUAUCAAAAUUUGAACUCCCAUUUCAUCCAAGUUUGGUCUUGUUUUGAUGAUACUGCUGCUUUAUCAUGUCAGAAGAAAACUUAUUGGAAGAAGAUAUCUGGGAAUAUAAAUCCAUAAGAAAACCAAAAUUGGGGAAUUCAGAUGUUUCUAAUUCUGUUCAAAAAGCAACUGAUGGUAACUGCAAAUUAAAAGGAUGUGAAAGUAAAAUCAAAAGGGCUGUGAAAAUUAAGGAAAAACCUAAGAAUAAUGAAUUGUAUUUAGGAGAAAGAGAUUCUCAGACACUUGUGUCUGAACCUAAUCUAAAUAGUGCCAAUAAUAUUCAGCAGUCCCUGGGUAAAGUAACUAAAAAAGCAAAAGUUGGAAAGACAAAUAAAAAAUUAACCCCAACAAAACAGCAUCCAGUUUACAGUGGAUACUGUCCUAGCUGCCAAAUGCCUUUUUCCUUACUGCUGGGUCAGACACCUCGGUGGCAUGUUUCUGAAUGUUUGGAUGCUCCACAAUCCUCAAAAAGAGAGUGUCCUGAUGGUCUACUCUGUACUUCUACAAUUCCUUCUCAUUACACACGCUAUGCUCAUUUUCUGCUUGCUCAAAGUAGAGCAGGGAAUGAUUAUUUUAGCUCUCCAACUUCUAUGUCAAGCAGCAAGUUUCUUAGUUCCAAUGAUACUAAAUCAGGCUUUCUCUGUAGCCUUGAGGAAAGAUGGACUCAGUGUCAGAAACAAACAGAGAAUGCAAAAAAUGUUUCAAAUGAUCCCUUGUUGAUAACAUUGAGUCCAAGAAAACUUCAAUCUCCAAAUGAAACUAAUAAAAAGAUUUCAUUUUCCACAAACAUCUCAAAAUCCCAACAGACUAUGCAGUUCACAGAAUUUGUUGAUAAUGACAAACUUGAGAGCUCUGGUUUGCCUCUUCCUGAUGAAGAAUUAGAGAGACAGAACAGCUCAGAAUAUUUGAACCUUCCAUUGCCAGAAGCUGAUCUCAGCGACUGUGAAAUAUCCUAUUCUCCUCUCCAAAGUGAUGAAGAAACUUAUAAUAUAGAGGAGCAACUAGAGAAUUCACAAAAGGAACUAUUUAUUGCUGAAAACUCUGAAAAUUGCAGCAUUGAAGAGGAGGAUGACAGCUGUAUCCUGUUUAGAAAACUCUGUCGAACCUUACAGGAAGACUAUAAGCCUGACUUCAGGAAAAUGAAAAGUUACAUAAACCAGAAUAGAUAUGAUGAAGAAUUGAAUAUAGACCACUCUUUAAAUGAUUUUUCUAAAUCUGUUUCCCAAAAUGAGAGGACCAAGGCUUCUGAGACAGCAUGUACUAAUCAUUUCGAAUGCUUUUCAACUUCUUUAGUUGGGGAGCUGAAUUCUACUAAAUAUCAAGUCAAUAAAGAGGCCUCUGAUGAGCCAAGACUGUUGUCAUCCCAAUCAAGUAGAGAGAAUAUGUCUCCUGAAGAAUCAGAUGUUUGCAGUUGGGCUUCUCAACAAUUUAACAGUGAAAUGUCAAAGUCCUUGGAAAGCAAGGAAGAAAACACUUCUCCUGAGUCAACUCAAAGUGAAAUGAUAAAAGAAUCAAAUUCAUCCUUUCAUGGUAAAACGAAUAAUCACAUAAAUUUCUGCAGGGAAGCAUUGGAUAGUAACCUAGGUAAUAAGGCUUCAGUUUUAGAUAUGGAAGCUUUUCAUAAUAAAACAACUGCACAUAUGUCUACAGAGAUAUUACUGCCAUGUACUCCCAACUCAAACACAAGACCAUCUACUAAAGUAUUAAAACAAAUGGAUAUAGGUGUGUUUUUUGGGCUACCACCAAAAGCAAAGGAAGAGAAAACACCAGAGAAAAAUUCUUUGAAAAGAACAAAAAAGGCAAGUCCUAAUGAAAAACAGUCAGGGCAGAGCAAGAGAAAAAGAGAAGGCUCUUUGGAUGAUUUGGAACUUGACAUACACAACUUAAAUAGAACUGAAACCUCUGUGAAAUCAUCUUGGGAAGGGUCACAAAGAAGAAAAAGAUUUAGAAAGUCAGCUAUAAUAGAAGAAAAUACACAAUUAAGAGAAACUGAUGAGCUCAUGAAUAAACGUGAACAAUUGACAAAUAAAAUAGGUAAAGGUGGAUCACAGAGGUGGAGAAAAAGGUUUCAAGAUAAAGGUUAUUCUGAAGGAGGACUGAAGGAAAAGAAAUGUCCCUUCUACAAGAAAAUACCAGGAACUACCUUUACUGUUGAUGCCUUUCAGUAUGGAGCAAUAGAGGGCUGUACGGCCUAUUUCCUCACACAUUUUCAUUCGGACCAUUAUGCUGGCUUGUCAAAAAAGUUUACAUUUCCAGUUUAUUGUAGUAAGAUAACUAGCAAUUUGGUGAAGAGCAAGCUUUGUGUGCAAGAACAAUACCUUCAUCCUCUGCCAAUGGACACUGUGUGUACAGUAAAUGGUAUCAAAGUUGUCUUGCUUGAUGCUAAUCAUUGUCCAGGUGCUGUUAUGAUCCUUUUUUAUCUUCCAAAUGGGACUGUUACAUUGCACACUGGAGACUUCAGAGCAGAUCCUUCCAUGGAACGCUAUUCUCUUCUUGCCAGCCAGAAAGUCCAUACACUUUACUUAGACACAACAUAUUGCAGCCCAGAAUAUACUUUUCCUUCCCAGCAAGAAGUUAUCCAGUUCGCUAUCAACAUUGCCUUUGAGACAGUAACCCUAUCCCCACGCACUCUUGUUGUCUGUGGUACUUAUUCUAUUGGAAAAGAAAAAAUAUUCCUAGCAAUUGCUGAUGUUUUAGGUUCCAAAGUAAGCAUGUCCCAGGAAAAGUACAAAACACUACAGUGCUUAGAGCUUCAAGAAGUUAAUUCUCUCAUUACUACAGACUGGAGUAGUGCAUUAGUACACCUUCUUCCCAUGAUGCAAAUUAAUUUUAAGGGUUUGCAGAACCAUUUGAACAAAUGUGGUGGGAAAUAUGAAAACAUUUUGGCUUUCCGACCUACAGGGUGGACACAUUCUGAGAAGUUUGCCUCUUUAGCAGAUAUUGUUCCCCAAACCAAAGGAAAUAUUUCAAUAUAUGGAAUUCCUUACAGUGAACACAGCAGUUAUCUGGAAAUGAAACGCUUUGUCCAGUGGCUAAAGCCACAAAAAAUCAUAUCUACAGUAAAUGUUGGUUCCUGGAAAUUCAGGAAUACGAUGAAGAAAUAUUUUAAUGAAUGGAAGCAUGAAGCUGGCUAUUGAUUAAAAGACUGAAAAAUGACCUUAAAUUAUCCAACCCCACAUGUGGAUUUUUUUUUUUCCUUUUAGCAUCUAAGUUGUCUCCCCCAUGAAUAUACAUGCACUUUAUUUAAAAACCACAUAAAUAUCCAUAAUUUUUUGAUAUGAGGUUUAUUUUCUCAUAAUUUACAUUUGCAAUAAAAUACACAGUAUGCUGACUGGCUGCCACUGAAUCUUCAAUGAGAGUGAAAAUGUUUUUCCACUCUAAAGUUUUCUUAAAUUCUGUUGCCUGUAUCCUGUGAGAAAACAGCAAGAACAGACUAUUGAGCAUUUUUCAAGUACCUUCUCUUCUUUUUUUACCUUCUCUUCCUUAGGAUUCUGUCUGGCUUGUAUAGAUGAAUAUAUAGUUGUCUUCAUUUCCAAAUAACUUUCUGGGAGUGAUUUAGGCCAUAUGCAACAAAAAUGGGGUACAACAAAAUGUACACCAGGCUGAAAGUAUUAUAAAUUAGUUAUUAUAUGUAGUAAUGAAUCUCAUGAUGAAAUUCAUUCCAUUUUUUACAAGAUGGAACUUUUAUAGCAUUUUAUAUAUUUUUAAAAUAAAUAAAAUGAGCUAA